Molecule: messenger RNA, 870 nt
Organism: Symbiodinium necroappetens
Lineage: Eukaryota; Dinophyceae; Suessiales; Symbiodiniaceae
Source: the annotation of a GenBank genome assembly
AUGUCGUGCUUUGGUUGGGCAGCUGCUGGUUUUGAUCCCGGACCUCCAAGAACAAAACCUUCGAAGCCAGUCAAGAAAGGCCGAGCAAAAGGGUUUGGAGCCGCACCGGCAGCCAGUGGCACGCGCCGCGUUUCAAGAGAGGAGCAACGAAGGCAACAACGGCUGGGCAAGGACCCAUCCAUGAACGAUGCCAGAAAGGUCCUCCUUAGCGAGACAGCCGAACAACGGUUUAGCCUCGGAGAAGCGGACAUAGAUUUGGUGAUUCCAGCAUACGUCCUCGACAUCAGCCGGUUUGCAAGAGAAGUUGAAGCCGGCGCCGGCACUGUUUCGGACAUCGUGUGGCCAGCAGAGCAAGUUCUUGCAGAAAUCCUCUUGCAGAGGAAAGAGCUUUGGCAAGCGCGCGGUUUGUGUGAGAUUGGAGCCGGACUUGGGCUAGCAGGCAUUGCUGCUGCCAAGCUUGGGGCACCGAAAGUGCUGAUCAGCGACAGGGACUCGCUGGUUUUGGAGCUUUCGAAGCAGUCAGCCCAACGGAAUGGUGUUGCAGACAGGGUGACCACCGCAGCUUUCGAUUGGUCAGACAAAGAUAGCUGGCCACCAGCCUUCGGUGGCAUGAUAGCUGCGGCAGACGUUCUGUAUGACAAGGAAGUCGUCGCGUGGCUCGUGGACCUGAUUAUUCACUUCGCCGGACCUGCUGUUCUUAUGGAGCCAGACAAUAUAGAAAGGCGGCAGCUUGGCUCGGUGUCGUACUUCGAGGAGAUAGCGCGCUCCCGGGGCUUGGCGGUCAAGACAGAGACCUGUUUCAGCCCGUCACAGCCAUCCUCACCGAUGCUUCUCAUUUCCGUUGACCAGGCGGUGGCGACGUCUCGAUGA